Messenger RNA from Colias croceus (clouded yellow), 1360 nucleotides. RefSeq lists its product as uncharacterized. The transcript is spliced from 5 exons. NCBI's taxonomy places the organism in Eukaryota, Metazoa, Arthropoda, Insecta, Lepidoptera, Pieridae. Gene Ontology annotation, molecular function: transcription coactivator binding. Bases 360 to 1343 code for a protein of 327 amino acids. The record is from RefSeq and is a predicted model, not a curated record. Gene Ontology annotation, biological process: negative regulation of DNA-templated transcription.
UCGGCUUGGCUAUCGGAGUGUCAGUGGAAGUGCGGGCCGAUGAUUUGGGAUGGCAGAUUCGAAUUCAAAACGCCCUGUAGUUAUGUUUCGAAGGAAGCGCCUCAACGUCCGGCCGCGUGGAUGUAGCGUGAUGCUCUUUUUCCUUUUCGGUUCAUUUUUUGUUUAUCUCAUUUAUUUAUUCCAAUGUAAUCUCUUCCAGCUCGUUUUUUAUUCAGUCGACCUUCAGUGUUACCUGUGCGGAGACGCCAGAGCGGGAACGUUCCGUUUUCUAUAGGAUUAUUGGCGCGAUUACAAUUUUUAAGUAUCGUUCUGGUUUCUUUAUCGCGCCUUGAUGUGAGUGCUUGUGGUUCAGUGCGUUGAUGAUGGAAAUUCAGCAAUAUUUGUUGCUUCUGUCUCGGACUUCGUUAAGUGAUCUUUCGUAUCUAUCAAUGGAACCUCCUCACUCCCCGAAAUUUAAUGUUCCUCUAUGGCAGCCUUGGACUGCUCCUUCACAAAAAGAGACACCAAGCACAGCGUCUAGUGGUGAAUCGGAAGGGGACAGGACCCUUUCGCCAGAGACGCCCAGGAGUCAGGCUAAAGAGCUCACGGGCAAGUGGCGCAGGGAGCGGCGUACGCGCCUGCCGGAAUAUAGACCUAGAGACAAUUGCAAGAUGGCGCUACGCUCGCAAUCCUUCAACGAGAAGCGAACAGCGCCUGCGAUCGCGCGCGCGCACACGCACAGCGAUGGAGAGUUUUCUGAUGAAGCAGAGGAUACUAAUGUAGCUGUUAAUGGAAAAGCACCGCCAGAAUACCCAGUACGGGGCGAAGCACCCAUCGACAUGCGGCUCCGAACUCGGCCCGCGCCGCCGCCGCCCUACACACGCCCUAGUGUUAUUAAGACUAGUGACCCGCCCCCUGAUUCCCUAUCAAUGUGCGACACAGUCAUCGAGGAGCACUUCAGACGUUCCCUCGGCGACAACUACAUGAAUCUCUUCAAGAAGAACACAGAAGCCGUCCAACCGGGCCCCAAACCGAACACAAAAGACAGAGCCAGCAGUCCCAUUCUAUUCAAAACGGAAGAACCUCCAAAACCAACGAAAAUCAUCGCCAUGGAAGUGGACGACCCCAGUCUCUCAGUAGACGACCAUUUCGCCAAAGCCCUCGGCGACACCUGGAAGAAAAUUCAAACCUCAAGAUUAAAAGACAACGACAAAGCACAAACCUCUAACAAAGGCGUCGACGAUCACUUCACCAAAGCGCUCGGAGACACUUGGAAGAAAAUUUCAACAAAACAUGAUCUCGAACAAGAGAAGCCAAAAGAUCAAACGGCGAAAAUUAUCACAAGGAGCGGUGUUGUAAUAUAAAUGUAAUUGAUCAUCAA